Molecule: messenger RNA, 4527 nt
Organism: Amoebophrya sp. A120
Lineage: Eukaryota; Dinophyceae; Syndiniales; Amoebophryaceae
Source: the annotation of a GenBank genome assembly
AUGAGCGACAUCCCCUACGAAAUGCGGGACAUGUUGAGUACCGGCGGACUGUGGGAAAAUGAGGGUAGUUCUAGCGGUGCAUGGGGCGGAGCUGCCGGUGCACAAGCAGCAACACCUUCUGCACAUCAACAACCGUUCUUGCAAGAUGUUGAGCCAGGUCUUCUACAAAAUAUUAACCCAAUGCCUCUGCCUCCCAACCCUACCAUGGAACAGCUACCGCACGGUCCACACGAAGGUGCUGCUGCAGCUGCAGCCGCUGCAAUUGAUAAUCCCCCGCCUGUGUACUAUGGAGGCACGAUGUUGCACCAACCACAGCUGUUUCCCUACUUCCGUCCGCCUCAUUCCGGGCCACCCUCAAGUACUAGCACUUUCGGCGGGUCCGCCUAUCACCCCCACAGCGGUAGUCAAGAGUUCGGACAGCAGCUUCGGGUUCGACCCCCACCGAGUACCGAUAGUGCCAAGGAAGCCAUGGCGGCGUUGGACUUAUUAGAGGCGAUGCGCAUUUUAUCGCCAGAAAAAACUGUUUCACUGUAAACUUGUAAUGCAGAAAAUGUAUCUCACAAGUGUUUGUCUUGCUACACAUGCAAGACAAUGGAUUUUUAGCUGUGUUUUCCCUUAGGAACCUUGCAUGGCAAAUUUUCUCUGUCAUGUAGAACAAACUUGUGAUGCAAAACCUGGAAAAUCCUUACAGUGAAACACUUUUUUCGUAUGAUACAUUUCCCCACCGGCCAGUCAGCCGGGGACCCAGUACGAUGGGGGGCAGCAGCACCAGCAACACGGAGGGCAACAUCACUACGUGUCCCCUCCGGGUAGCGGGAAAGGAGUGCAUCAGAGAACCAGGCGCGGAGCGAAAAAUGCGCACCAAUACCACCAGAAAGGCGGGGUGGUUUCGCCGCCGGGAAGUUUUUCCGGUGUAGUUGGAACAUCAAAUAACGCCGGCCGAUCAAGCCACGGGUCAGAUCGAAACAGACCUGCUCAGACGUCGACUACAUCAAAGGGCACGCCGGCAGGCGCCACUGCUGCUUCUAGCAGUGGUGGUGGACAUCAGCACGAAAUGGUAAACCACGGCGGAUCAUCUUCUUCCCAAGGUCCUACAGGGUCGAGUUUUGACCUCGCGGCCGCCCCGAGAGGAGUGGCUUCUAGCACGGUUGUACAUACGGGGCCACCGGGCCCGCAAUACCGGCCGCCGCGUAGUUCCGCACCAACGCAAAGCCGACAGCAGGGCCAGAAGAUUCGGCGGGACUUUUUUCAGUCCGGGGGGUCGCAUAGCAGCUCCGGGUUGGGGUCUAGUAGCGGGAAGUCGUAUCUUUCCGCCGGCCAAGGCACCAGCUCUUCCUCCGGGGGGAACUCUUUUGCCGCUUCCAGCCGGCAAGGUCCGGUGCCCUCCCUCGGCGGGAACAACUCCGGGGGCAGUGGUCGGGGAACCAACCGACACUUAACCAGCACUUCUGGCUCGGCAAACAGUUCGUGGCACUCGCAACGAGGUGGAGGUGCUUACCUAUCAAAUGUAAAAAUGUCUGGAUCUGGAAGAUUCUGACACUUGUCAUGCACGUUUUGCAUGAGCCCUGAUGUCUGUGGUGCAUGCCCUAGCAUCACAGAUUUUUUGAGAGCUUCUUGAUGCCUAUUCCGCAUGACAAAUGCCCUCUCCGCGUAGCAAGAAUUACGUUCCCUUUGGUACUCAUGCAAUACAGAUUUUUUUGGAAUCCAAAUGCAGCAUCACAAGUUGCAUUCUUCCAGACCCAGACACUUUUACAUUUGGUAUUACCCCGCCGGACCGCAUUCGCCGCCCUUGUCGCAUGGCUCUAGCCUUGGCGGAUAUCCUGUGCAAAAGUAUCGUAUUCGUAUAAAUGCAAGCCUUGCAUCACAAGUUUUUUUCUUGAGGCAAAUCAGCAUUGCAAAUUUUAUUUCUCAUGCUGAGGAAAUUUGUAAUGCAUUUAUACGAGUACGAUGCUUUUGCAGUUCAUAGCGGAGCAUCCAACUCUAUGUCGAGUAUGCGGGUGAACGUGCAGCCAGUGACACUGGGGAAUCCAUUCCCCGGCGGUCAACAGCAAAAUCCAAAUGCAGCGCUAUUUGCCGCGGCACAGCAACAUCAUCUGCUCCAGCAGCAACUGCAGCUCCAGCAGCAACAAAGCGACCCGUUUUACCACCCCAAUAACUCCGGCGAAUUCGCCCGGUACCAAAGCGGCGGCUCGAGCGCGAGCUCCCGGCCCUCGCCCGGGCACUACCGCGCUGUCGCCCCUCUAUCGCAAGACAGCAACGGCUCUGGGGGUGCGCAAAGCCAAGGGUCGUCGUUGAGAGUGAAUGUGGGCGGGAAUGGUUUCGGGCCCCAAUGCCACCACCAGCAACACCAGCAGCAGAAUAGGCCGAUGUUGGCGGACCGACCGACUUUUGGCGGGGGUUCGGAGGGGGAACAAGUGGUAUUUGGUGUUGACCUGCAAACGCCACAGCCGCCAUUCGUUGCUGGUACAGCAGCACCACAAAUGCUUCGCGGUGACGAGCUGGUAGGGUGGUCUUGGCCGGCGGAAGGAGUGCAGCAGCCGCCUCCGGGGAUAGUUGCUGUGCCCGGAGGGCCGCCAGGCGUUGCAUCUUUACCCGAUUUCCUGGCAGGCCCGAUGCAAGAAACACGACUCGGAGACGAUAAUAUGCAGUAUCAACAACUUCUGCACCGGCGCUCGGAAACGCUCGCAGCACAGGCUGAUCAACCAAUGAUGGUGCAGGAACAACCAACAGGUGAUAUUGAACCAACGCAUGGACGAGUAGAUGCAACAAGAGCAGCACAACAUCGGGCGAGAAGGAGAAGCGUGUCUAGCUCACUCUUCGAGAGCAACACCUCCAUCGAUGACAACUGAAUGAUACGUAGUACACAAACAUUUCAAGACGUUCGGCGCUGCGAUUUGGAUAAUAUCCCAUGGAGAUUGUUACAAUUCACAGCUGUACAACUCCUUUUUCGGCCAACAUCAAAUAGACACGACGGACUAUACGAAAUUCAGCAGCGGGACAGAAUAGUCUUAACAUCUUCAGAGGAGUCCUCUUCACAGGGCCUUCAACAACGGGACAUAAUUCCAUCGCUUUGCCUACUCUUUUCAUUUUUUUUUUUCAACGCGAGAUCAUUUUAGCUCCGAUGAGUAACUGGCUUCCGAUUUCGUCGUAAUGUUACAAGCGCCAUGGUGUAAUCUGCUGGUGCAUUUGUCCUCGAGGUGGUGAUGGAACCAUGCUACUUACCUACUUCUAAAAUUAGAAAGAUUGGUCACGAUUUUUUUGAAAUCUGAUCGAAACUGGAUGUUUCUAUCACCUCUGCACCUUAACUCAUUGAUAAUUAUGUAUGAACACCGACAAAUAUUGCUUCUUCGAUAAUUUCAAUUUUGGCCGGCGCUAGACGGUUCGACUGCUACUGCUAGACGGUUCGACUAUACUAUUAAACUGCACGAUCUGAUACCUAGAAACGUAAUAAACGAGGCGAUAUCUUCAAAUGAAUAGCAGUACAAAAAUUAAGAUAUAAACAUGGAUAUGGGAUAUACUCGAUGUAAAGAAAGUGAAAUAUGCCAGAAAUAUAGUAUCUCUAUGUUUACAACUCGUGGGCCCGAUUCUCUCAUGCCUUAUCAGGCGACAAGGAGCGUGAGAUGAGUUUAGAAUAGAGCAUGUUACGACUUUUUUCAAUUUACAAGAAGGGCCAGGGCCACGAACGCACUGCAUUUUUACCUGCUCUCAAGAGGUCAUGAUCGUUCUAAAUCGUGCAAGUGGUACUUAUAGCACUAUGUUAUAUUGCACGCAGUGUGCAGCCGUUUCACCCACCUAAAAGACGACAGCAUCCGCAUACACAUAGAAUCAAAAUAUUUAGAACUAUUUUUUCCGUGAUAUUAGAGUGAGGUAACAAAUUCCUCCGUUAAGUUUGUUACCGGGUAACUUAGCGUCCGGCCGGCCGCCGGACGCUAAGUUACCCGGUUCCCGGGAUCCGGGAUCCGGAGAACGGAACGGUCCGAUCCGCUGGAACGGGCUGGCGGUUGGGAACCGGGUAACUUAACGGAGGAAUUUGUUACCUCACUCUUAUCUGUUUUUGAGCCGCACCAAUGAUCUACUUUCUGUAAAAUUUCAUUGAUUUGGUGCCUUCGAAAUCGAAUCACGAAACCGCAUAAUGCCACACUGCUUGAGGUGUGCUUGUCAUUGAUAUCGUUACAAGCUUUCCGCAAAAUAAGCAAUAGACUGGGUAUGUUUUGAGAAUUCAGAUGAAAACCAGUUCUCGAUUCUAAGAGGUCUAUUUUUUUCCGCUGUAUUCUGUUGUAAAGAAGAUAGGGAAAAACAAAAACACACGACGAGUUGUUCACCUUCAAAUUCUUUCUGUUGUUUAGGAUUCGGAUUCCUGAAAUUCGCUUCUUGUUGGAAGAAAAAACUACUAUACGCUGGAACAGUUGUCGGCCAAAAUAUCAGCGCUGCUGCAGUCUUAUUCGGUGGCGUAUUAAUAGAGUACUAUCUGCUGGUCGUCCGAUAACAACUAAAGUGAAACGUAAAAAAAUUCGGCUACCAUCAAAU